GAUUUGUCUCGCCCAGCAGAAGAAAUUAUGUUUUCUAGAACGAAGAUCGCACAUCUUUGGAGCCUUCUGGCCAUCAUGGCUAUCACUGUCUCGGCAUUGCCAUACUCUCAGCUUGAUGUUGCCGAUUCUGACCUGGACUUCGACUGCGAAGAAUGGGAUGCUGUAGAUGAUGCCACCUCAAGUCAGAUCACCACAUUCACCUCAGCUUCCGCUAUAUCAUCGUCGACAGCACUGGCCUCGCCAUACUCAAACCCAAGCUCGUCCCCGGCAACGUUCAUCACUUCUGUGCGCAUAGCCCAGGCAUCAUCAGUCACCCCUCCUUCUCAAACCUCCGCUUUCAUCGCGCCCGUCAACUCGUUCAUCCCGGUCACACCACCCAGCUAUGCUUUCUAUCUUCAAACUAGCAGCAGUGCCAAUUCCAAUGGCCUUUACGCUACUGUAAACGCUGGUGCUGGUCAAGCAAUCAGCCUCGUGGCAGACAAGACACUAGCGACCAAGUUCACUAUCGACUCUUCUGGCGACUUGGUUGAACAGAGCCCUUCUCAAGGAUAUGUUGCGAACAUGAAGUCCAAUACCGACAUUCAGCCAGUGGCAUUCUACCCACUAGGAACUAGCGGCAACUAUGGAAAGCUCAAUUGCCAGAGGCAAAGUGGAAGUCUUGGCUGCAAUGUCAAUGGAGUGUCAUAUUAUGCUGCCACUUGUGGAGGCGAUGGAAACUUGUACUUUGGAAAGACGAUACCGCCGAGCUGUGCUGGAGUUGCGCUUGUGCCAAUCUUCCCUUGAUUGUUACAAUGGAAGAUGAGUGCUGGCAGAGGUACCAUAACUUUACGACUUAAUGAAUAUCAAUAUUUCCUACCAAAU
This is a messenger RNA of Aureobasidium pullulans EXF-150, 861 nucleotides long. RefSeq lists its product as uncharacterized. The record is from RefSeq and is a predicted model, not a curated record. Lineage: Eukaryota; Fungi; Ascomycota; Dothideomycetes; Dothideales; Saccotheciaceae. Bases 76 to 783 code for a protein of 235 amino acids. The transcript has a single exon.